Molecule: messenger RNA, 1653 nt
Organism: Bacidia gigantensis
Lineage: Eukaryota; Fungi; Ascomycota; Lecanoromycetes; Lecanorales; Ramalinaceae
Exons: 1
Coding region: 1-1653 (550 amino acids)
Cellular component (GO): cytoplasm
Molecular function (GO): cysteine synthase activity; cystathionine beta-synthase activity
Source: RefSeq, a predicted model, not a curated record
AUGUCGACGAUUACGCAUCCAAAGAUUCCUCCAGUCUCCAUGGAUUCCGUGCUCGAACAAAUUGGUAACACGCCAUUGGUCAAACUCAACAAAAUUCCAGAGAGCUUGGGUAUAGAAGCUACUGUUUAUGCAAAGCUUGAAUUCUUUAAUGCUGGAGGUAGUGUGAAGGAUAGAAUUGCUCUGCGAAUGAUUGAAGAAGCGGAACGUAAAGGAAGAAUAAAACCUGGAGAUACGUUGAUCGAGCCUACCAGUGGGAACACGGGGAUUGGGCUCGCAUUGGUAGCAGCUGUCAAAGGAUACAAGACAAUAAUCACCUUACCCGAAAAAAUGUCUCCAGAAAAGGUUGCAGUUCUACGAUCUCUUAAUGCAACCAUCAUUCGGACUCCUACACAGGCAGCAUUUGACUCGCCCGAGUCUCACAUAGGUGUCGCCAGGCGACUGCAGCAAGAGAUACCUAAUGCUCAUAUUUUGGACCAAUAUGGCAACGAGGAUAAUCCACUCGCUCAUGAAUACGGUACGGCAGAAGAAAUUUGGACACAAACUGAGGGAAAGAUCAAAGCUGUGGUAGCAGGAGCAGGCACAGGCGGUACCAUCACGGGGCUUGCCCGCGGGUUGCGCAAGUAUAACCAGGACAUAAAAGUCAUUGCUGCAGAUCCGUACGGCUCAAUUCUUGCCGUUCCAGAAAGCCUCAAUCAACAGUACGCAAAUGAAGCAUACAAAGUCGAGGGCAUAGGAUACGACUUUGUUCCUGAUGUCCUCGAUCAGAAGACAGUUGAUCAGUGGUACAAGACUGAUGACAAAGAGGCAUUCGCGUACGCAAGGCGACUAAUUGCUGAAGAGGGUUUGCUAGUUGGCGGCAGCAGUGGUAGUGCAGUUGCUGCAUUGGUCAAAAGUGCCAAAGACAACAGCUGGCACAAAGAAGAUGUAGUCGUGGUGAUCCUGCCCGAUAGCAUCAGGAGCUAUCUAAGCAAAUUUGUCGACGACGAUUGGCUGGCAGCUAAUGAUCUCUUGCCCCCUACGCCGCCACCUACCAAUCCCUCGUCUCCCGUACUUCCAGCUCAGCAUCGCCCGAAGUCUCAUUCGCAAUCGAAAGACAAGUCUCCAUUUGCCGACGCAACUAUCCGCAGUCUUCGUCUGAAGCCGGUAACAACAGUCACUGCCAACACAUCAUGCUCUGAGGCAAUAGAGACAAUGAGAGAUAAAAGUUUCGACCAGCUUCCAGUGCUCUCAUCGGGCGGCAACAGAAAGCGUUUGGUCGGCCUGGUGACAUUGGGGAAUCUUUUGAGUUGGAUAAGCCAGGGACGCGCAACGCCAAAAUCACCCGUCUCUCACGUAAUGUUCUCCUUUACCGAGAUUCCGGAGAUUAUGACCGAUCCGCGCGAUGUCGGCAUUGCCCCAGUUAGAGAUGGUGAUGCUACCUUGACGAAUGGCGAAGCAGACAACCAAGUCAAGAAACAGAAUCGCGAAUUUGUUGAGAUUACUUUGGAAACACCACUUCGGGCGUUGUCGAAAUUCUUCGAGUGGAAUAGUGCGGCCGUGGUAACGGAAAGGGAGGGCCAAGGAGAGGCAUCCUGGAUGAAGCCUGUAGCUGUUGUAACGAAGGUGGACUUACUUGUCUUUCUGUCCAAGAUAACGAAGAUGCAAGAGCCUUGA